Ochlerotatus camptorhynchus is the source of this 990-nucleotide messenger RNA. It is a transcript of the gene PIG-C, whose product is annotated as phosphatidylinositol glycan anchor biosynthesis class C. Gene Ontology annotation, biological process: GPI anchor biosynthetic process. The transcript has a single exon. NCBI's taxonomy places the organism in Eukaryota, Metazoa, Arthropoda, Insecta, Diptera, Culicidae. The record is from RefSeq and is a predicted model, not a curated record. Gene Ontology annotation, cellular component: glycosylphosphatidylinositol-N-acetylglucosaminyltransferase (GPI-GnT) complex; membrane. Bases 73 to 924 code for a protein of 283 amino acids.
AAAUUAAUCGCUAAUAUUAUUAAUCGACAUGUUGAUUCUAAACCAGAGGGUCCAAUAAGUGCAACUGUAAGCAUGGGUCAAAAAUCCCGCAAGCCGUGGCGAAAGAAUCUGUACGAAAAUUCCGACUACGAAGACAACUAUACCGAUCCCAGUUUCCUGCAGGAGCUGAAGACGAACCAGAAUCUGCAGACAUACACAAUCUACGAAGUAUUCCUGGGAGCAUCCCGCCUGAGCCAACAGAUCUCCAUCGUCACUACAUUCCUCAUCAUAUUCCACUACCUGUACACGGAUGGCGUCAGUCCCCAGAAUAUCCUGCUGAAGGCUCUCGGCGGCACCCUUCUGGGCUAUAUAAUUUACACGGGAAGAAAUCUUCGGCUGAGCCAUGUCAUUGAAGAUUCCAAGACUGCCGUUGCAGUACUCGUAUUUGGCUACAUAUUUUCCCCGCUGCUGCACACCCUGUCGGACAGUGUCAGUACCGAUACCAUCUUUUCGAUGACCUUCUUCGUGUUGGUGCUGCAUCUCAUUUUCUUCGACUACGGAGUAUCGGCUGCGAUCGUGUCGAAAGCCAUCUCGCUAAAUGCGGCCAUUUUCGGUGCCAUCUGCUUGGCUUCCCGCUUGUCGUCGUCGUUCCAUGCCUUUGUGCUGCUGGAAGUUGCGGCAGUUUACUUUGCACUGGGACCGAUUCUGCUGGCGAAGAUCUUCAGCUUACCGCUGCUGGUGGGAACGAUUGCCAUUUGCUUCUACUUUCUGUUCAGCGUUUCGAUGACCAUCUUCUGGACCUACAGCUGCGUGCUGGUGUUCAUCAAUCUGUUUUGUCCGUGGUUGUUCAUGCGAUUGCAGCGACACAAAAACAAUAUCCACGGCCCAUGGGACGAAGCCAUCGUAGGGGAUUUCAAGGAGGAUAGUAGCGUUAGUAGUAUUUAAUGAUUGGCAUUUUUGAGAAGAUUUACUCUAGUCACUAGUUUGUUAAAUGAAAGAAGGGAAUUUCGG